GGAUAUAUAACGGCUUUAGACGAUGUUUAUACUAUGAAAAUAGAGGCCGAUUCGGUCAAAUAUGGCAGAAAAACAAAAAGAACAUGUGGAUCCGCCGGAUUCCAAAGCACAAACAAAUGAACAAAAAUAUGUCCAAACAUACCAGAAGAGGGAAAAUGACGAUUAUGGAUAUUCUUUAUUUCCAAACAGAAGUGCAGGAAAAGUACCAGAAGAAGAACAACCUGGACUGUUUAAAAUUUUAAAAACUGGGGAUUUUUGGUCUUAUGCUACAUAUAGUCCUGCACAUCAUCAGAGAUGCAGAACUUUAGUUAGAUAUUGUACAGAUCAUGAUGAUCGAGUGAAGAUGAUGAUGAGAGCUUUAAAGGCACAUGGAUGUCCUGUUGAUGUGAACAGACAUAUCUAUUGUGAGCCAUGUAAACUGAAAAUGAGUGGAGGUUUUGACUUCUUUAACAAUCAGGUUGUUGUAUGUCAGAAUGUUAUAAAGAACAGAGCAGCAUGCUGUAAUGUUCUAUCACAUGAGAUGUUGCAUGCCUUUGACCAUUGUCGCGCAAAAUUGGACAUCAGUAAUAUUGAACAUAUGGCUUGCACAGAGGUUCGAGCAGCUAAUAUGUUCCAUUGCACAUUAGUUAGUGCAUUUGCAAAUGGAGAGGCAAAACCAUGGAACUAUCUCAACAGACAUGUGAACUGUGUGAAGCGUAAAGCUAUGACAUCAAUUAUGGUAGUUAGAAAUGUAACUGAACAAGAGGCAAGUGACGCUGUAGAUAAAGUGUUUAAUAGAUGUUAUAAUGACCUUGAACCAUUCGGUAGAAGGAUAAGAAAAGGAACAGAUGAUGAUGAAAAAAGUUUAAAGGAAGGAAUUCUUUAUGGAUAUAUGGAUAAAGAGCAAUAGCUUUUAUAUUUUAACCUUUGAUCUCAUAAAGCAGAAUGAUACACCUACCAAAUAAAUAUGUUAUAAACACAAUA
Molecule: messenger RNA, 963 nt
Organism: Ruditapes philippinarum (Manila clam)
Lineage: Eukaryota; Metazoa; Mollusca; Bivalvia; Venerida; Veneridae
Product: mitochondrial inner membrane protease ATP23 homolog
Exons: 6
Coding region: 62-889 (275 amino acids)
Biological process (GO): mitochondrial proton-transporting ATP synthase complex assembly; mitochondrial protein processing
Cellular component (GO): extrinsic component of mitochondrial inner membrane
Molecular function (GO): metalloendopeptidase activity
Source: RefSeq, a predicted model, not a curated record